UGGUUUAGCGUCUCUCUUUGUAUAACAAACCCACGUGAAGAAUCCUGAUAUGCUGUAAUAGUAACUCACUGUGAAUGUUUUGAGACUAACGUUGAGGUUUAAGCCAAGGUAUUGUUGAUAUUAUGUUGGCUUUGGAGCAAAUCACUGAUGUUAUCCGCUUGCCGCGUAAACGUACUUGUUUGAGUACAUUUACCGUUUAUCAGAUGUUAGUCGAUGCCAUUUAACUGGUUGGCAUUCCUGGCUUACUUUUUUGGAGCCACGUGUCUAGUUAGUGCACUGAGCUGGUUGUUAAUGUUUGCAGCUGCGUUGACGUGCAGAGCAGAGCUAUGUGAAUGCUCAGCACAUCUAUGCCCAUGUUCGCUAACGCGAAUAGCUAUAAAACGCCAGAGUAGACGCCGGAGUUUGUGUUGUCGGUGCAGUUUCUGGUCGAUAAGCGUUAUCCCUCAGCAUAUUGACAUCUGACGAUUCUCUCCUGCUCCAGUUCUGUUCAAUCAUUGUUGGGCCCUGAAGGGGGGGACAAAGGUUAACGCCGUCUGUCAUACAGAACAAAAUGUUGGACUGUACUAGUGCGAUCCCCUUUUCAGUUUGUUAUAAAAGGGUCUUCCUAAGACUCAACAAUGUUUAACAUGCCUAUGAACAACAGCUGAAAUAGCCAACCUCACUGCAAAGGAUGAUCUUUCGCUAUACUGCACUUAUCCUAAACGAAGCGCACAAAAACCAAAAACACAACUGCAAUUAAGUCACACAUUUAUUUUUCAACCUGGGUUCUGCGCAUAGUUGCCAAUUUGGUAAUCAGACAGCCCUGGUCCAAACCUUUGCGGUCCGGAGAACUUUGAGAAAAUGGUGGACAGCUUGGCCAGUGGAGACCACAUGAAGGACAGUAAGGAGUCGCUGGACAAAGAGGAGAACGGACACCUGCCGGAUCAUGAAGAAGCUCAGCCCGUUCCCCCCGAGUCCAAGACUGACCCAGAGGCUCAGAAGGGUGGGCCUCUGCAGGCCUGGAAGUGGUCAGUCAUGUUCCUCUGCUUCUACGGCUUCAUGGUCCAACUGAGGCCUGGUGAGCCCUUCAUUACACCGUACCUGCUCAGCACCAAGAACUUCACCAGUGAGGAGGUCACCAAUGAGAUCACCCCAGUGUUGUCCUACUCCUACAUGGUGGUGCUGGUGCCAGUGUUUCUCCUGACGGACUACUUGCGCUACAAGCCCGUCCUGGUGCUUCAGAGUCUGAGCCACGUCGCCAUCUGGCUGCUACUCUACCUGGGCUCGUCGCUGCUGGAGAUGCAGGCCAUGGAGUUCUUCUACGGCAUCACCAUGGCGGCGCGCGUGGCCUACUCCUCCUACAUCUUCUCGCUGGUGCCGCCGUCGGAGUACCAGAUCGUGGCGGGCUACUCGCGCUCGUCCAUGCUCAUGGGCGUGUUCGUCAGCUCGGUGCUGGGCCAGCUGUGCGUGUGGCAGGGCGUCCCCUACACCACGCUGUGCCUCGUCUCGCUGGGCUUCGUCACCUUCGGCCUGCUGCUCUCCAGCAGCCUGCCCUGGCCCCAGCGCAGCAUGUUCUUCAACAAGACAUGGCGCGCAGAGGAGAGCAAGAAGCGUGCCGCCGCCGCCGGUGCCACCCAGUCGGAACUGGCCCAGAUGCGGCCCGAUGGCACCCCAGUGGAGCCUGCCCCGCAUUCCCCCUCUUCCUCCUGGAAGAAUUCUGUGUUUGUGGGCAUGCUGAAGGAGCUGAGGAACCUGGUGCGGGUGCCCAACCUGAGGCUCUGGAGCCUGUUUUGGGUGUUCAACUCCACAGGAUACUAUCUGGUGCUCUUCUACGUGCACAUUCUGUGGAACAAGCUCGCACCCUCCACCGAGAACAAGGUCUACAACGGCCUGGUGGAGGCAGCUUCAACACUACUAGGUGCCAUCACGUCGUUCGCAGCGGGCUACCUGAAGAUCCGCUGGAAUCUGUGGUCGGAGCUGGUGAUUGGUGUGAUCACGGCCAUCAUGGCCGCCUUCCUGCUGCUCAUGGGCAGCACGGAGAACAUCUGGGUGUGCUACAUUGCCUACAUCGUCUUCAGAGGCUUGCACCAGUUCUUGGUUCCCAUUGGCAUUUUCCAGAUUGCAUCUUCACUGACAAAAGAGUUGUGUGCUCUGGUGUUUGGAGUGAACACUUUCCUCGGGACCAUCCUGAAAUCCACAAUCGUCCUCUUAAUCGCUGAUAAACGAGGAUUGAGUUUGCCAGUUGACUCCCAGUUUUUUGCGUAUUUCGCCUACUUUGUCUUGCUUGCGGUGGUCUACCUGGUAUGUGCAGCCUGGGUCAUCACACGACACUAUCGCAACGAACGCAAAGAGGGCGGGGCUGAGACCGAAGUCCCGCCCACAGCACAGAGCCAGACGGAGUCCGAGGCGACAGAAACAGAACCUCUGUCUAAUGGAAGCGGGGUGAAAAACUGAGUUCACACAGGUUGGAGAUAUUGUGACUGAGUUGAUGCUGGUACUGAAGGGGACUUUACCGAACAGAUUACACAGGAUAUACAGCUGUAUACAGUGAUGACUGUAGAUAAAAAAAAAAAGGUAGUGUGAUCCUUUACCUUUGCAGAAGUGCCUUGUGCCACAUUUUAACUCCUGAAUCUGUUAAUACACAUCAUAUGUAACAGUUUGAAUAUCACCUCGUUGAAGUAGUACUGUUUACUUCUAAUUCUAGCCCAUUUAGAUCACACACCUUUUGUCAAUUGUAUAUUUUUGGAAUUACUGUGUUGUCUGUUUUUGGCCUCUUCUGUCACCUCAAGAAUUGACUGUAUUACCACUGCGUUCACUUUUAGAGAAAAUAGUUUGUAUGUUACUCUUUUGUUUUAUGGUGACCGACACGUCAAUGCCUGAGGCAUUGGCUGUUUAGAGAUCUUUUUUUGUAAAUCUUUGUUUUGAAGUAAUGCUGGAAUGGCUCUGCCAUUGAAGUUCUUUACCAACUGUUCCCUGCUGUGCAGCGUUCAGAAGUGAUCAGGAAAAUGCAGGUCGUCACUGUAUUUAUUGUGUCUCUGACUGCCAAGUAAAAUGAGUAUCAUUCCACAUGGAUAUGGAAAAUAUUUACAUUAAGCCCAUACUUUGAUUCCUCGUGUUGAUCGCCCUUGGAACACCUCCCAAGAGAGACCAAUGUUAUUGCGCCCCAAUUCUUUGUAUGGACACCCCUCUAAUGAACUGUAGCAGUUCCAGAAGUUCCAUGACUGUUUCGUUGCAGAUAAACCGAUAAACCUCUUUCUUGGACCAGCCUUUGUCUAGUCAUGCACUACCUAGGCUCAUUUUACUACUUGUGUAAACAAGCACAACUGGUGGUUCUGUGGUUGAGACAAACACAUCCAUGGAAGGGAAAUUGAACUUGUAUACCAUCAAAAACAAAUGUUACUGGAUAACCAGCUUUUUACAUGUUCUCAGUAUUGUCGUACAUACGGUACAAUAGCCAAAGUUGCAACCACUCGGAGCGCUUGGUUUUUGAAAUAGCCAUAAUUCCUGCACAUGUGGAAUGCCGUUUUGGUGCUGGUGAGGGUUGUAGUGGGUGCUGCAGAUACUUGCAGGCCUCCUGAUGAUGGGGAGGUAUCAGAUCAGUCAGUCACGGUGGUUACUGUGUGAUCAGUACGCUUCAAUGCUUUAGAUGAAGCAGAGUGUCAAAGAGUUAAUGUGCUGCUGUGUUGAUUACUGGUUCCCAGAAAUGCAACAAAAUGCAUCAAAUUAUAGUUUUACUGUAUAAUCUUUUACAUUUUUUAUAUAAGAGUUUAACCAGUGGGCAGCAGGUCAUAUUUUUCUGCUGUCAUCCACAGAAAGGUUCUCUUUAUUCCCCAAAUUAGUGACACUCCCUUUGUGUUUUGUCCGUUUGAUUGUAAAUGUGAUUUGUUGAGUAACUAAUUACAGCAUCUUUGUUUGCCUGAGCUAGCUUGAGCAGUUAGCAAUUCAUAAAGACCGAUCUCUACAGGGUAGCAACUACACACACCAGAACUGCAAACUAGAAUGUAAUGUGUAUGGCCCAUGUGAAGACUUUGACCCUAGUGCCAUAUCCUGAAAUGAUAGAAAGGUUUGCAAAAACAAAAAUGGUGUCUUAUAAUAUCAUGUUCACUGGUUCCAACCAAAGUAGGAAGCUAUUUAAAUAUGGGUAGGAAUGCUCACUUAACUGCACUUCACUGGUAGAUUUUAAAAACAGCACUUUUUGUCAUUUUUGAGGAAGAAAUCCCUCAGGAAGCUAAGGAAUCAGAUUAUUGUGAUUAAUCAUUGUCACCCUGUCUUUAAUAGACAGAUAUCAUUUGUGUGAUGGUAGUUCUGCUUCUCUUGAGUUUAAGCUUCACUUAAUUCGUCAGGGCAGCCACUGUGGAUGUGAUUUCAAACAUCAACACUGUGCACUUACUGAUUACUAUUAAAAAAAAUCAACAAUUUACAGAGAAGCAGCUUUGUUUCUGUGAAAGAUAAAUGAAAGAUCUAUACGCGCCGUCUUGGUAGGGUGUAAUUGAUACGAUGAACUUUUACAACCUAUCUUAACUCUUUGUGUGGGGUAUGGAUCCAGAAAAACUGAAUUUCUUAAGGAACUGAUCCUUGUUAUUUGUGAGCAAGUGAAUAUUUUUUUCUUUCCUAAACAGAUUUUCUUUGUUACGCUUGUUUUUUAUACUAAUAUUGAUCAAUAUUGAUUAUGUUUUGAGUUAUAACUGUGAAACUACUAUUGCUGUAUUUGAUUGUAAUCAAAUAAAUCUCUGAAAUAUG
Molecule: messenger RNA, 4719 nt
Organism: Clupea harengus (Atlantic herring)
Lineage: Eukaryota; Metazoa; Chordata; Actinopteri; Clupeiformes; Clupeidae
Gene: slc19a1
Product: solute carrier family 19 member 1
Biological process (GO): folate transmembrane transport
Cellular component (GO): basolateral plasma membrane; apical plasma membrane; plasma membrane
Molecular function (GO): folate:monoatomic anion antiporter activity; folic acid binding
Source: RefSeq, a predicted model, not a curated record